Arvicanthis niloticus (Nile rat) is the source of this 2952-nucleotide messenger RNA. It is a transcript of the gene Ovol1, whose product is annotated as ovo like transcriptional repressor 1. The record is from RefSeq and is a predicted model, not a curated record. Gene Ontology annotation, molecular function: DNA-binding transcription factor activity, RNA polymerase II-specific; RNA polymerase II cis-regulatory region sequence-specific DNA binding. Gene Ontology annotation, cellular component: nucleus. NCBI's taxonomy places the organism in Eukaryota, Metazoa, Chordata, Mammalia, Rodentia, Muridae. Gene Ontology annotation, biological process: epidermal cell differentiation; regulation of transcription by RNA polymerase II.
GGCCACUCCAAGCUAAUUAGAUCAGAUCAACACCCCUACCCCACCCCCGCCCGAGCCACCAACACACACCGCCGCGAGCCAAUAAAGCGUGAACCCGUCCGUCCAGCUCGCACUUGAAGACUUCGCGAGCAGCCGCGGGGACGCCAGUCGAGCUAAAGGACGCUCGCCUAGCGCUUCUCCGAUCCCGGUGCACCUGGCAGCACCUGCUCUGCGGACACCGGCGACCUUCGGCGUAGUUGGAAACGCCACGCGUGGUCCCUGGUGCGCUCUUUCCUCAGAACGUGAACACGCCUCAGCGACUCUUUCCUUGAACUGUCCCUACUCCCGCGCCUCAACCCCUAUCCUGUGGAAAAAAAGGUGAGACGACCACCGGAACUCGACUUACGGGAGCGAACCCAGCCGAGCCAGGAGGAACUGAAGAUGCCCCGCGCGUUUCUGGUGAAGAAGCCAUGCGUCUCCACGUGCAAGAGGAACUGGAGCGAGCUCCCGGACGAGGAGCGCGGGGAGAUCUACGUGCCAGUCAGCCUUGGCUUCUGCCCACCACAGCCCUACCGGGAACCAGAGGCAUCAAUAGCUGAGCCCCCUUCUUGCCCCCUGGCUUUGGACAUGAGCCUUCGAGACUCCAGCUAUAGUGUGGCCCCAGGGCCCUGUGUGGUGGCCCAGCUACCCUCUGAAGAUGUGAGCCAUCUGACAGAUCGCCAGAGCAGAGACCAGGGCUUCCUACGAACCAAGAUGAAGGUGACCUUGGGGGACAGUCCAAAUGGAGAUCUUUUUACCUGUCACAUCUGCCAGAAGUCCUUCACCUACCAGCGCAUGCUGAACCGACACAUGAAGUGUCACAAUGAUGUCAAGAGGCACCUCUGCACUUACUGUGGGAAGGGUUUCAAUGACACCUUUGACCUCAAGAGACAUGUCCGAACCCACACUGGUGUGCGGCCCUACAAGUGCAGUCUGUGUGACAAGGCCUUCACCCAGCGCUGCUCUCUGGAGUCUCACCUCAAGAAGAUCCAUGGCGUGCAGCAGAAGUACGCAUACAAGGAGCGCCGAGCCAAGCUCUAUGUGUGUGAGGAGUGUGGCUGCACAUCCGAGAGUCAGGAGGGUCAUGUCUUACACCUCAAAGAACGCCACCCCGACAGCCCACUGCUGCGCAAGACCUCCAAGAAAGUGGCUGUGGCCCUGCAGAACACUGUCACAUCCCUGCUGCAGGGCAGCCCCCAUCUCUGAGCGGCACAGGCCCUGGGAAGGACCAGGUUCACUUCCCUGCUGCCCAGCCAUCCACCUUCCUGCAACCUCUUGCUAGAACACCAGUGAUCUGGGACCACGCUCUCACGCCUCACUUGCACAAUUAGGCACUGAUUUCUGCUCCAUGUGGGAUGUCUGUCCUACAGGCAGAGCCCACUCUGAGCUUGGAACCACAGAUGCCUGUGUCCAGGCAGGGAUGAGGCCAAGUGAGUAAAAAGAGCUGCUUAUAGAGACAGGCCCUGAUUUCUUGCAGCAGAACUUUGCAGAUGUGCUGAGAGGGGAUCCCCAUGGAGAGCAAAACUGAGACACCAGCAGAGAGCUUCCUUCCCGGCAAACAGCUGCAGCCGGUGGUGCUGGCAGGGGCCCUUGAGCCUGCAGGGCUAACUCUCAGGGUUCCAAGGGCUCUCUGCCCUUUCAUCAGAGGCCCACAUGUGAACAUCCAUGUGCACAUUUGUGUACGUGUCACACUGCUCUGUGUGUGAUUUCUUCAUGUGUGCAUGUGUGCUCACGGUCUUUCCACGUAUCACCUCAUAUAUAGGAAACCAACCACAAGGUGCCAAGGAGGUUUUAUUUUCUUUCUUUUUUUUUUUAAAGAUGACAAAUGUACAGAUAUUAAUAUAUUUUUGGUGCCCACAGUGAGACUGUUUAGUAAGACUAAAAGGGGAGGAGCUGGCUCUUUCUCCACCCCACUGGUACUAUUUAUCCUGGACAUUUCAAACCUCCUCUGUGCCUUGGAUCUGGGGUGGUUAUGCAGACCCACCCUGUUCUCUGAGAUGUUUCAUUAAAGACCUUCCUCCUGCUUUGCCCAGAAGAUGGACUCUUCCUCCUGUCCUUCCCCUAAACAGUGCCUUGCCUCUUUCUUCCUGCCCUGGCUUCACAUCCUUCUCAGGGCUCCAGUCUUUCUGCUAGGCCUGAUGACACUUGACUGGGUGUGGCCCAAGGCUGAGGGUGGGCCCUACUAAUGCUCUGCAAGCAGAUGGGAUGGCGAUUUGACACCAAGUCCAAGUCCAAAUCUCAAGUACUAAGACAAGGGCAACAACAGGUUGGGAGUCUAGGUUUUUUUCUUCGCUAAGUCAAAACUUCUUGAGUAGCAGCAAAAUCUGAGACAGAGUAAUAGUCCACAUACCAGACACUUGGAGAGGCUGUAAAACGUCUCUGUUGUCUCUUUUCUGUUUUCCAAAUGCCUUUGGACCAAGUGGCUCCUCUGAGGGAGCGGGCCUUUGUCCACUGGUACAUCUGGAUAUCCUGCUGAGACCAAAAAAGAGUUGUGGGUCAAAAGGAUGUAUGUCUCAUGCAUCCAAUGAGUUAUAGCCAACCCACAGAGAAUAAGAGACUGAGCCCCAAGACAGGCCAGAAACAUGGCAGGCUGGGAAGCCCCUGAAUGCCAAACAGUGCAACCUCCCCUGCCUUAUCAGUGUAGGAUGAAGAUGAACACGGACACAGGAGCUGACCCCAGCUAUGGGCUCACUCAAGAGAAAGGAAUCUUCCUAGACUAUCUCCGAACUAAGAAUGGACUGGUCUGAAGGCUUGUUUCAUUUUCCUUAGUGUGUCUGGCCUGCUGUACUCUGAAUGUAAAAAUCACCAUUCCGAAAGCACUAUGUUUACAUCGCUGUGUCUGGAAGCUCAUUGCCAAUCUGGGGCCAUUAUAAGCUUUGUAUUGUCUGUCUUGUUUUAUAAGCUCCCGUCCAACUAAUAAAGUGAGAGAACUAA